AUGCCGGCGUUAAUCUUGAGAGCCCAGACUUCUGCUUUGCUCAGGUUUUCUGGCAUCUGUCGACAACGGACAGUGUCUACUUGUAUUCACCAGGUCGUAAGGUGCGCCAGUCAUAAUGUUCGCCUGUCCGCCAUGACGACGUUGAGGACGCAGAAGCGACCCAUCUCUCGCAAUAUCUUUAUUCAAACAGAGAAUACUCCGAACCCAGAUGCCCUUAAAUUCCUUCCGAACCAUCCGAUCCUUCCACUGAACCUUUCGUCCCCAUUCCUCGAGUAUCUCAACCCGCGAGAUACUUUAGCGCCGCCUCAUCCGUCUCCAUUGGCCGCACAGUUACUUAGCGUCGAUGGUGUCAUCUCAGUAUUCUAUGGUGCGGAUUUUAUCACAAUCACCAAAGCUACAGACGCCCAGUGGAAUCAUAUCAAAGCCGAGGUAUUUAGUCUCAUUACUGAGGCGGUGAGCUCAGGAGCACCAAUUGUUAACACGGUUAGCAAGUCUAAUAGUGAUGGGAGCCCAGAUAAUGCCUCAGUGGAUAGCUUGAGCUAUGAUGAAAAUGAUAGUGAGGCUAUCGGCAUGAUAAAAGAACUUUUGGAGACACGGAUCCGGCCAGCAAUCCAGGAAGAUGGUGGGGAUAUAGAGUUCCGUGGAUUUGUCGAUGGCAUGGUUCUUUUGAAAUUACGAGGGGCUUGUCGAACGUGUGAGUCAAGUGCAGUUACCCUCAAGAACGGCAUUGAAGGCAUGCUUAUGCACUAUGUAAAAGUCAAGGGUGUCACACAAGUACUUGAUCCUGAAGAAGAGGUAGCCCAACGGGAAUUCCUAAAGUUUGAGGAAAAGCUGAAGCAACAAAAAGAGACUGAUACUGUAUGA
Molecule: messenger RNA, 864 nt
Organism: Blumeria graminis f. sp. triticale
Lineage: Eukaryota; Fungi; Ascomycota; Leotiomycetes; Helotiales; Erysiphaceae
Source: the annotation of a GenBank genome assembly